Molecule: messenger RNA, 660 nt
Organism: Pangasianodon hypophthalmus (striped catfish)
Lineage: Eukaryota; Metazoa; Chordata; Actinopteri; Siluriformes; Pangasiidae
Gene: inip
Product: ints3 and nabp interacting protein
Exons: 4
Coding region: 156-461 (101 amino acids)
Biological process (GO): DNA repair
Cellular component (GO): nucleoplasm; SOSS complex; nucleus
Source: RefSeq, a predicted model, not a curated record
UAGGUGGCGGUGCGCAGCGCCGGGGUACAAACUCACAGAGGAAGAACUUAGACUUGAAAACAAAGCAUGAUUCCGAUAUCUUUAAAUUAAUUUAUUCACUUUAGCUGAUUUAUAAAUUCAUUAAAUUAGAAAUAUAAAUUAAAGGAAAUUUAACGAUGGCGUCAAAUCCUCCGGGACAAGGAUUUCAGAAUAAAAACCGAGUGGCGAUUUUAGCUGAGCUGGAUAAAGAGAAGAGACGCCUGAUCCAGAGUCAGUCCAUGAACAAUCCAGGGGCCAGUAUUCCGCUUUCCAGACCUCCAGUGAAGGAAUUUCGGGAUCACGCGGAGCAGCAGCACAUCGCCGCGCAGCAGAAAGCAGCUUUACAGCACGCACACGCUCACUCUUCGGGCUUCUUCAUCACACAAGACUCCUCGUUUGGAAACCUGAUCCUUCCCGUGUUGCCUCGACUCGAUGCAGAGUGACGACGAAAAAAAAACACUUGUUAAAAAGACAUUUUGGCUUCUACGGAAAAAAACUCCAUCAUGUAAACGUCACAUCAGCUUUAAUGUCGGGUUUUAAACGCAGAACAUCUCCACUAGCUCCACACUGACUGACUGACUGUGGGGUUUACUGAUUGUACUGUUUCUGUAUUUCAUAAAAAAUAAAGAAAUGUGGACACGA